This is a messenger RNA of Nomia melanderi (Alkali bee), 802 nucleotides long. The record is from RefSeq and is a predicted model, not a curated record. Lineage: Eukaryota; Metazoa; Arthropoda; Insecta; Hymenoptera; Halictidae.
UUUAUAUAUUAAUAGUUUUAAAAAUAUUAAAUUUUAAAGUAUAAUCUUGUAAUAUUUUGUAAAUUUGUUUUAUGUCCCUAAAUCUAUAUGGUAUUAUCUUUAGAUAUAUAAUAAUAUACAUUAUUGAAGUAAUAUUACAAAACCCAUGGACAAAGGCUUGAAUUUUAUCGUUAUUUAAUACAUUUUUCCACAUUAACUUCUUCUGGCUGUCCGAGACUCUAGUUCUGCUGAGCAGUUGGGGAAGUUCCUCUGGGAUUAUUUGUUGUUUUCGGCCACCUACAGCACAGCUUAUUGUCCGGCAGAGGGGCGUAGCAACCGAGUUGACCAAUGCCAUCCGAACGGCGAUCUCUGCUUCGGAAAGCCUGGAGCGUGAAAUGAGCCCGCACUUACCACCAGGGGAUCAACUGUGUACCACGCUAUUGUCUCCCCAGUUCUCCCAGGCGCUAUCAAUGUUCUGGUCUGCUUUGCAGUCAGGCCAGGCGGGACCUGUCAUCCAACAAUUUGGCUUGGGACCGGAUGCCGUCAAUGCUGCAGCCAGUGGAAAUAUCGAAGAAUUCGUCACUGCUCUUGAGUCUGAAGCUAAGACUGGCCAAGAACAAACACAACAAGGACAAGAGGAUACUAAUACAAAACAAGCUUCACCAACAGCUAGUCCUGAUAAGAAAAAUGAUGAUGAUGGAAUGCCGUUAGAUUAAGAACAAAAUUUAAUGAGUCUGAUUUCAUCUAUACUUUUAUUUGGAAGGUAUACAGCAUGUAUUACAUUAUAAUCACUUAUGUGUAAUAAAUACUUCUUUCAAAAAUA